AGAAAUUAUCGAUAACACCGGUAAGGAGAAUGGAAUCGACAUUGUGAUGCCAGAGAGGACUUACCAUUUGAUCGCAGAGUCUGCCGAGGAUGCCAGCCAGUGGUUCAGCGUGCUGAGUCAGGUCCACGGUUCGACAGAGCAGGAGAUCAGAGAGAUGCACGAUGAGCAGGCCAACCCCCAGAAUGCUGUGGGCACGUUGGAUGUGGGGAUGAUCGAUUCGGUUUGUGCGUCAGAUAAUCCGGAAAGGCCAAACUCCUUCGUCAUGAUCACGGCGAACCGCGUCCUGCACUGCAACGCCGACACGCCCGAGGAGAUGCACCACUGGAUCACUCUGCUGCAGCGCUCCAAGGGAGACACCCGCGUGGACGGGCAGGAGUUCAUCAUCAGAGGUUGGUUGCACAAAGAGAUGAAGAACAGUACCAAAACCUCACUGAAGCUGAAAAAGCGCUGGUUCCUGCUUACCCACAAUUCCCUGGACUACUAUAAGAGCUCCGAACGUAACGCCCUGAAGCUGGGAACGCUGGUGCUCAACAGCCUCUGCUCAGUGGUUCAGCCCGACGAAAAGGUCUUCAAAGACACUGGCUACUGGAACGUGAUCGUGUACGGCCGUAAACACUCGUACCGUCUGUACUGUAAGCUGCUGAACGAGGCCACGCGCUGGGCCAACUCCAUCCAGAACGUCAUCGACACCAAAGCGCCGAUCGACACGCCGACGCAGCAGCUCAUCCAGGACAUCAAG
Molecule: messenger RNA, 739 nt
Organism: Plectropomus leopardus (leopard coralgrouper)
Lineage: Eukaryota; Metazoa; Chordata; Actinopteri; Perciformes; Serranidae
Source: RefSeq, a predicted model, not a curated record